Molecule: messenger RNA, 1422 nt
Organism: Cutaneotrichosporon oleaginosum
Lineage: Eukaryota; Fungi; Basidiomycota; Tremellomycetes; Trichosporonales; Trichosporonaceae
Biological process (GO): pentose-phosphate shunt; carbohydrate metabolic process
Molecular function (GO): 6-phosphogluconolactonase activity
Source: RefSeq, a predicted model, not a curated record
CCCACUCUCUACUCCCUUCAAGCUUCCUCUUCCACCCAUCCACUCAACUCCACUCGUCCUCGUCGUAUCCUCACUCUUCUCCUCCAUCCUCCACACACUUGCUCCAACCUCACCAUCCCAUCCACCUCGGGUCACCUGCUCAUCCUCUCUUCCCGUCGCACUUGACUCGCUUCAGCCCGCCCAUCCCAUCUUAUCGAGUCGACUCAUCUCCAGCAGCUACCACAGCGUAUCUCGCCACCACCACGCACCUGACCUAGGCCCUUCAAUCGCAAUCGACACAAGGCCGUCCGUCACCCAUCCUCUUUUUCUUGACUCGUCAACCACAUCCCCAAACUUCCAACCCACCAUGCCUCCCCCUCCUCCCGCUCCCCCCGUCUUCUACUCGUUCAAGGACAACCAAACCCUUGUCGACUCCCUUGCCAACUUUGUCAUAAAGGCGCAGCGUGAUGCUGUCGACAAGCGUGGCAAGUUUACCAUUGCCCUCUCCGGAGGCUCGUUGGCCGCAAACCUUCGCGGCUUGGCUGGCCAGCAGAACGUGCAGUGGGACAAGUGGGAGGUCUUCUUCUGCGACGAGCGUGCCGUUCCUCUCGAGUCUGAGGAUUCCAACUACCACUCCAACUACGUAUCGUUCCUGCAGCACGUUCCAAUCCCCAAGAAUCAGAUCCACACGAUCAACCCCGAACACCUCGAUGACCUUGAGGAGCUCGCAGAUGACUACGAGAAGCAGCUCGUCAACCACUUUGCUGCCUCCAAUGCCGCCCGCUACCCCACCUUUGACCUCAUGCUCCUCGGAAUGGGUGUCGAAGGCGAGACAUGCUCUCUCUUUGCCGGCCACGAGGUCCUGUCGGAGCGGGAUGCCUGGGUUACGAGCCUCGAAGACGCGCCUAAUGGACCCAAGCGCCGUAUCACCAUGACCAUCCCCGUCCUAACGCACUGCUACCGCGCUGUCUUUGUCGUCUCGGGCCCAGAAAAGGCCGACCUUCUCCACACUGUUCUGGACGAGCCCGAGACGGGUCUUCCGUGCUCGCGCAUUCGCCCUGCCGCCCCGGGACUCGUGUUCUGGUUUGCCGACGCCGAGGCUGCCGCCAAGACUCAGUACCCGCCAACAACCUUCCGCUGGAUCGACAACCAGAAGGAGGCAGAGGAGGCCGUCGCGCUUGCAAAGAAGCGCGCCGCUCAGAGGGCUGCCGAGCAGGAGUAAUGGUUGCACGACACGCGGCUGCAUUCCCGCCUGGCAGCUAGUUAGAAGGGCUCACGCCCAGACCCCGCCGAAACUGAGCGACAAUGACCUGUAAGACUGGAUAGAGUAGGGCACGCGACCAUGCUGAGAAUCUAUGCAUGGCUGCUCGUCGCAGGAUAUGGUGAUACUGGUGGCGCAGGGUGGGGGAGAGGGCAAUGAAUUGAGAUCUGCAUUGUGCAAUG